Messenger RNA from Melanaphis sacchari, 4119 nucleotides. RefSeq lists its product as uncharacterized. NCBI's taxonomy places the organism in Eukaryota, Metazoa, Arthropoda, Insecta, Hemiptera, Aphididae. Bases 469 to 3786 code for a protein of 1105 amino acids. The transcript has 5 exons. The record is from RefSeq and is a predicted model, not a curated record.
ACAUUAUCCGCGCGUGUACACUCACCACACACACACUCGCUUAGACAUAAGCCCACCCGUCCGCCUAAGUCUCCUACGAAAGAGCUUUUUUCACCACACAGACAUACAUGAAAUCGCAUUUGUCAUAUUUCAUAGAAUAAAAUAAUAUUAUAUUAUACACUCGACAUUGGAUCCGAACUGAUUUUUGUUCUAAAGAAGAAAAAUCUAUCGCAGCAGGGUUCAAGUGCAACCACCAGCCGCCGAAUAUACAGAUUUUCGCACAUAUAUAUCUACUGCCAGUUGGCUUGUUGAGAUGACUUCUUGUAGGCGAAGACUACAACACUGAAAGGCAUCCGAGAUACACGCAGACGUGAUUACUAUCUAGGUGUAUAUAUUAUUAUACACUUUGUCAUUUCACAGUUGAAAAGAGUUGAAAAACACAAAAUAAACACAUUGACACGCAAUAUUUGGUCGUCUGUGUUCGUCAAUAUGAUAUCCGCCGAUAUGAAAACAUUUUCGCUGUGUUUUGUAUUACUGCUGACAAAAAUUUCAGCGUUUGGGUUAGUCAACGGUGAUUCAUCACCAGGGCCCGUGUAUAUCAAUCCAGAUUUAGUUUAUGAAAAACCUGAAUCUAUCGCUUCGCAAGUAGUGUCAUCAGAUUCUCAAAUCACGCAAACGGUAUAUGGAUUUUUGGACUUUACUACAACGAUUGGUAACACUGUUAUGGUAUUUAUGCCACAAAGUGCAUCUGCUUCACCAGGUACUACAGUUGAUGCACCGUUAACUACAGAAGCUACAAUCACUACUAUCGAAGAAAAACCUAUAACAAAAGAACAGCUAGAAGCUGAGUCUAUUGGAAUUACUCCUAGUAAACCAGUAAAUUUACCGAUUGAUUCAAAAAAUGAAGAUAUAAUUGUGACUUCGAAUGAGCCUAUAAUGACUACAAAGGAAACAACUAUUACCGAACCAAUUACCACAACUACAAAAGAACCACCAACAACAAAAAGUUCAGUAAAAAAAUCUGAACAAGAAAAAAAAUCAACAGGAACUCCAGUAACAACAAAAAAAACAAUUACGAAACCAACUACGCCAUCGCCUCAAAAACCAAAACCAGUUGGAAUCUCAAAUAAAGAAUCAUCAGUAAGCUCAAAGGUUAUAGUUUUGGAUGGUUCUAAAGUUAUAGAAAAUAUCGUCACUAAAGUAGAAGUUAUUGAGGGAAAUACUCCAGAACCAUCAAAAGUAGUGGAAAAAGCAAUUUACAGUAAAGUAGAAGUGAUUUCUGGUGAACCGGUCGAGGAAGUGGCCAUAAACAAUUUACAACCGACGCCAGAAUAUGAUUUCUUAUCUCGACAGCCAUCAGAAGUUGUGGAUGAGACAUUUAAAGUAAUAGAUUUAAAACCUAGCAUAUCAAGACACGUACUCGUUCAAAAAAGUCGAGGUCCCGAUGGAAAACUCCGUGCUUUCAACUCAGUAGCAAACUUUAAUACAGAAGAAGAACCUACAACAAAUAAAGCACCGAAAAAAGUAGCUGUAAAAAUAUCUCCAUCUGCAUCCGGUGUUCGAAUCCUAAAAACAGCUGCACCAAAGCCUUCUACCAGAUCACCAAACGUUGAAGCUACUCCAGCUAGCUCAGGGUUGGAUGACGAAUCUUUAGAGUCAUUAGUAGGCUCCCAACCCGGUUCAAUUUUAGUUCGACAAUCUAGGAGGCCGGCUAUAGGUGGAGGAUUCAAUAAAAACAAGUACACGCCUACACCAAAAAGUAAAUCAAAAGAAUUCGAAGACUAUUUGAGUACCGAUGAUGAACAAAACGAAUUUACUUCUGCUCAAAAUGAACCUACAACUCCGAGUUACAGGAAAGGAUCUAAAUUUACCUCGAAAGUUACAACUUCAACACAGAGAGUUCCCAAUUUUAAACAAAACCGAUUUAACAGGCCAACCACUAGUGAGCCAGAAGUAGAAUCAACUGAAGUAUCCGGCACUCAAAGAAGGUUCCAGCCAAGUGUUAAGCGUUACGACAGUAACACGAGUGCAGCUGUAGUCACACCAGCCAACCGUCGAGCUUUCAAAAAGCAUUUUCAACAACAAGAGCAAUCUCCCCAAUCUAGCCCACAACCUAUCCCUACAGCUCCAUUGACAUUCAAAUCCAAACUCAUACGACCAACUGGACGCUGGGAAUACAAAACUUCUCCCAAACCUCGUGUUACCAUUCGUCGUAUUGAUGAAAACCGUCAUGGACAGGAAAAUGCUACAACACCAUUGACACCACAUUUUCCUGACGUACAGAUUGACAACGGAGACCAAGCAUUGGCUGGUUCAGGUUUAUUACCAGCUUUACAACACGAUGAUGACAACGAUGUUUUAGUUCAAGAUGUGAGCCCGACAGCGAAUGCUGAGACUAUCCGAGUGGAAAUUUCUACUCCAGCUGAAUUCAAAGACAUAUACUACGAAAUUGCUACAAUCAAAUCACCGUACUCAUUCCAAGUGGGUUCUGUGAAGAACACUAGAUUUAUAACGGUGACAUCAACGAUUCAAAAGAGCUUGGUAGAACAAACUGACAGCCCAGCACCUACUAGAGUGGAACCACUGUCCGAGAAUAUAUUGGCCAGCCAGGCGCCCAACCUCUACGGCCGCGAGCAGCCAAUCGAUUCGAGCCUAGCUACGCUUCCUCCUAUAUCCCUAUCACCAGACCAGGCCACACCACCACUGGAGACGAUGACUGAGAGCUUUAGCACUACCGAGCUAAUGCUCAAAACGCAUAUCCUGCCAGUAGUUCGGGGAACAGACACAAGUAGUGUAACACUUGUCCAGUCGUACAAGGUAACCAGGUUGGUUACUGCAGUCAAAACGUUGCCACCAAUGGAAGUGUACCAGUUUGUGCCUAGUAAAACACUUAACGAGUUCAAUACGCGGCUUGACGAGGCCGGGUCAGAACUACAUCUAGAACUUGAGUAUGGUGACAACGGAAACCAUGACGAUGAGUCAUCGCACCCGAGCGCAGCCAAGGCAUUCUUAGACAGCUUGGACCUAUCAAACGUAGGCUCGGCGUUCGAUCUAUCACAGAUGGACAAGGUUAAUGGACCGAGGUUGAAGAAAGCAAACCGGAUGGCAUCUGCGUCAGGAAACUCGUCGUCAGUUGAACAUCCUUCACAUCAAUACCAACAGCAGCCGCAAGCGCCCACUAUGAGCCCUGAACAGCUCCAGCAAUUGGCCCUGUACAGGCUAUUGAACCCAAACGCACCUAUACCAGCGCCAGUCAUUACUACUUCUCGACCGGUAUUACGGUACGAGACCGUUUUUGAGACGCACGCCUUGCCCGUGGUCAACGGCGGUGCUACGUACUACACCACCCUUUCACGACCCGUAGGCACAGUUACUAGAACCGAUUAUGAACUGGUCACUACCACUUUAGCUAUACCUCAACCACAAUCGCUACCGUUCCUGCCACAACCUCCGCAGAUCCAACCCACGUCACUUUUCCAGUUCCAGCAAACACCCAUAUUCCCACAGCAACAACCCCAGCAGCAGCAACAACAAUCUAUAUUCCCGGUGCAACCGACACUGUUCCCAGCUCAGCCAUCUUUUGCGAUCACAUCUACGCCCAUCAUCACUCAGUCGAUGGUUACGCAAACCGACAGCAAGGUUCUGAAGCUCACGUUCGGAGCCAAGACCGCAUAUACUACCAUCUACUCCAGCUCCGUGGUGCCUACCCAGGUCACGUCGUACGUCACUCAGUCUGUAGCCGUUCAGCCGACCAUUGCACAGUUCCCCAAUUUCAUCCCAUAUGGAGGCUACCCGUUCCUGGGUUAAACCACCUACACCGGUGCUCACCGCCGUCGCCCGCGUGCCAUUGUAUAAUAUUAUCCGAAAAUCAGCGACCGGAAAUCCAAAUGACCCAUCGUCGUGACUUGUAUAUAACUGUAUUAUUAUUAUUAUUUUUCAUUUUCAACAAUCGCUCAAUUCUCGUGAAAUCAUCCGGUGAGAGCAAAUAAUUAUUACUAUCGGAGAUGCUUGAUUGCGGCCUGAAAAUUUCAACAUCCCAAUUGCACCCUAAUAUCCCUAGUUUACAUUUGUUAAUAAAAUUAUGUAUUAACCUAUAAAUAAGACAACAAUUAUAAAAAUAUGCUGUUAUCACAAAUUUUU